AUGGCCAGAGCGCGUGGGUUACUGUGUCUGUGGCUGGGUUGCUUCUGCCUGAACCUGGCGCAGGGACAGAGACCGAGCCUGCACCUCUCUGAGCCCCGCCGCACUGGGACAGACGACCGCACGACAGGUGGUGACCCGAGUCCGGACCUGCCGCCGCACGACAAGGUGUCGGAGCACAUGCUGUGGCUCUAUGACAGAUACAGCGGCGGUAGUAGAGUUCAGGACACCCGGACGCCCGGCUUGCAGCCCCUGGGUCCCCAGCCCCUGCGCGGUGGCAACACCGUCCGCAGUUUCCGAGCCGCAGCUGCAGGAACUCUUGAAAGAAAGGGGCUGCACACCUUUAAUCUGACUUCUCUGACCAAGUCUGAAAAUGUUUUGUCAGCCACACUGUAUUUCUGUAUUGGAGAAUUAGUGAACAUCAGCUCGAGCUGUCCGGUAUCCCAAGGAUGUUCCCAUCAUGCACAGAGACAACACGUGCAGAUAGAUCUCUCUGUGUGGAUCCUCAAACCCAACCAAAGCCAGCUCCUUGGUCACCUGUCAGUAGAUGUGCCCAAGCCUUAUCGAGACAGCAUGACUUGGCUGUCGAAAGACAUCACUCACCUCCUAAGAAAGGCCAAGCAGAACGAGAAGUUCCUCAUAGGGUUUAACAUUACUUCCAGAGCGCAUGAGCAGCCCAAGCGCAUGCUACUUUCCCCGGAGCCUUACAUCUUGGUGUAUGCCAACGAUGCCGCCAUUUCUGAGCCAGAAAAUGUGGUGUCUAGCUUACAGAGACACAGAGACUUCCCCGAAGGAACUGUGCCCAAACUGGAUAGCCACAUCAGAGCUGCCCUCUCUGUUGAAAGGAGGAAGAAGCGUUCUACUGGAAUCCUGUUGCCUCUCCAGAACAAUGAGCUACCUGGGGCAGAGUAUCAAUACAAGGAGGAUGGCGUGUGGGAGCAGAGAAAGCCUUACAAGACCCUUCAGACUCAGCCCCCUGAAAAGAGUAAGAACAAAAAGAAACAGAGGAAAGGACCUCAUCAGAAAGGCCAGACACUGCAGUUUGAUGAACAGACCCUGAAGAAGGCAAGACGAAAGCAAUGGAUCGAACCUCGAAAUUGUGCCAGGAGGUACCUCAAAGUGGACUUUGCUGAUAUUGGCUGGAGUGAAUGGAUUAUCUCCCCCAAGUCAUUUGAUGCUUAUUAUUGCUCUGGAGCCUGCCAGUUCCCCAUGCCAAAGUCUUUGAAGCCUUCAAAUCAUGCGACCAUUCAGAGUAUAGUGAGAGCAGUGGGGGUCGUCUCUGGAAUUCCUGAGCCUUGCUGUGUGCCCGAAAAGAUGUCCUCGCUCAGCAUCUUGUUCUUUGAUGAGAACAAGAAUGUGGUGCUGAAGGUCUACCCUAACAUGACAGUGGACUCCUGUGCCUGCAGAUAACCCGGCAGAGAAGGAAGUCAGAGGCUCCAUUCAGUCCCUGGUUGCGUUUUAUGGACCAUUUCUUUCUUCUUUCCUUUCUUUUUCUCUCUUUGUGUUUGCACUGCCAAUGCAUUUUGUCCCAAAAGAUGUUUUAUUGCAGAAAGAGAAUGAUCAAAUAGAUCGAAGAUUUCCACCAAGCAAAACUGAAUUUUCUUCUGAACGUAACGAAAAGUAAGAUUUUGGUAAAUACGGACAUCUAUUUCAUUUUUUAAUCACGUAAGAAAAGCUAUUACUCAAACUGACUUUAGGAGUGUUACAGACCCUGUUGACUUAUUUUUGUAUUGGGAUUUAAAACUAGGUGGGAAAUAACAGCAAUAACUUACCGUUUGUCUCUACUCACCUAACGAUUAAAGAGACGUAGAUAGGAAUCUUGAGGUUUGUAUUAGUUUUCUUGCCUUAGAUUCAUGAGCAACCCAGUCUGCUAUACCCCCAGCUGGCUUUGAUGUUCAUGUAAAGAAUUUCUGAGAUUUGUUUACCCUUGAUUUUUCUUCACAAUCAUGGUGUGUGUUGAGUUAGCAUUUGCUGAGGGCUAGUGUGUGUGUACAUGUGCCAGGUGC
Molecule: messenger RNA, 2003 nt
Organism: Arvicola amphibius (Eurasian water vole)
Lineage: Eukaryota; Metazoa; Chordata; Mammalia; Rodentia; Cricetidae
Gene: Bmp3
Product: bone morphogenetic protein 3
Exons: 3
Coding region: 1-1407 (468 amino acids)
Biological process (GO): osteoblast differentiation; BMP signaling pathway; SMAD protein signal transduction
Cellular component (GO): extracellular region
Molecular function (GO): cytokine activity; growth factor activity
Source: RefSeq, a predicted model, not a curated record